AACUCCAGGUUUAGGUUUGGUUGAAUGAAACCUGAUUGUAAGGAUCGGGGGCCCAAGAUGCCUCCCGGUACAGCCAAAAAUCUUGAACCUCUAUACCAGUCCCCUCCCAAGGAUAUGGUUUCCUACUCCAAUGGUAAGGAUCAGGGUUCUAAACCCGGCUCCUCCCGAACUAGUCCAGAGCAUCAAACCCCGGAGCCGAGCUCUCAACCCUCUCCGGUACCUAAACCGUUUAAAAAACGGUAUCUUGCCGAGCAAAACGCUCAAAACUCAGCAUCAUCAAACUCAAACUCUGCCACGCCUACUCCGAGUGCCACGCCCACUCCACCGAUAUCGCCGGGAGGCGUGGAUACGGAGAAGGCAUGUGAGGCCUUGAUGGAACUCUCUGCCCGGCACGGCGGGUUAACUGCAGACCAAGAAAAAGAAUGGGAACAAUAUAUUGCAUCUUACAGUGAAGAAAAGCGGGGAGUUAUGAGAAAAAUUUGGAGUAAUAUUUAUAAAACUUGUCUUAAAGAAAAACAUGAGACGGGAAAGGUGGAUAAAGAUGAGGGUAGGAUCUACUACACUGAGCUAGUGGAUCACGUGAUUGACACCCUCGUGGAGGAGAACAACAAGGAGAGCAACAACGAGGCUGAUACCGCCACCACCGGAAACAACAACAACGCCAGCAAUAGCUCAGCAGACAACUCGGAUAUGAUCAAGGCCUCGAUAUAUAACAGUUUAAAGAAGGAUUUACUAAAGAAGAACCUACCUGGAGCUAAACCUGGAGAUACUCCGGCCCGCAGUCUGCUUCCGAACCUGCUCCAUCCAAACUAUGUCAGAAGUAAGAAGGACUCUGUUACAAAACCAAAAGAAGCUCCAAGAGUUCCUUCAACGGAACAUCAGAGGUCCCCAUCUGCAGAAGCUCCCCGUUUUGCCUCUUCGGAGGCCGGACGGAUUCCCUCAGUAGAAGUAUUGAGAGUUCCUGUCUCUGAUUCUGUGAGAGUCUCAGCGCUCGAACCCUCCCAGUCAAGAGAGUUUAUGCGCCUAGUUUCCCAGAACCUCACCACCCCGGUCAAUCUCGGCCAAAGUUCGGUCACCAUAACGCGAGCUCCAAGAUCUCAAGGAUCCGUUCUACCGCCGUCUUUCAAGGAGCAGAGCUCAUCAUCCAGUGUCAGUCUCACCUCAACCUCAAUCUCGGAGAAACAUUCGUCCUCUCUGAUUGUAACAGGACCGACUAGAGGAAUAUUAUUAGGUCAUCAAAUAACCAACCGGGCUCAUAACCAACCAGUAACACUGGCUCAUCAGUCUGUGACUCUUUCGCAUCAACCUUUAACAAUAGUCCAGCAGACGCCCCAUAUGACCCGUCAACCGGCUACGAUGACCCAAAUUCAAGGACUAGUCUCUCAACCUUUAUCUUUCUCCCGUGUAGGUCCACCACCUGGCGCGGUUCAUAUCUCUACUUCUAGUAGUAUGGUAAUAUCUAGUAUUCCUGUUGUAUCCAACCAUCAAGGUCAAUCUGCUCAGCUACUCAUGACGAGCACAAGGCCUAGUUCAGAUUGCGGAGCCGUCAACCUAACCGUGUCAAAGAUGGAUGAGAGGGAGGAGGAGGAAGAUGGAAGAAAAUCUUCAAGAUCCUGUAAAGGAAAACGUUAUCAAGAGUUCAUCGAGGACGGGCGGAUUGUUGUUGGUCAACGGAAAAGACGAUCUCACAAGAGCGGAGAAGAGAGCGAGGAGGAGGCUGCACUCAACCUGUCUCAGGAUAUAGGAAACCACUGGAAGAAGAAGCAGGUUCGAACCUCCAACGGAUCGAAUGGUCACGUUGACGGGAUGAAUGGAAAGAUUGCCCGAACUGAAGGAUCCAGUUCCGAGGGGGCUUCAAGCAAUGCAUUUCCUCCCAGCCGAACGAGAGAUGACAAUUUUUCUCGGUCUCGUCGCAACCCAACAUCCAACUCAUGAUGCGAGUAUUUCAGUAUUCUUACUUGGAGUAGAUACCCUACUUUUUAUCCUCCAGAUUCUCAAGCAUUGAUCCUGGACCCAGAUCCAGCUCCGGGCUUCAAGAGUCUGGAUACUAAUGAUGCAUCUCUUAGUGAAAUUUCCAGAAAAAUAACCUUGUGUCCGUGACUCAGAUCACGGUGUUGACAUUUUUAAGUUUGAAGAAUAUCUAUUGGCUGAUGAUUAGGAAUUAUUUUAAUUAUUUGGUGCUUAUACAGAACCUACUCUGAGCUUACUCAAGCUUAAUCUCUUCCUCUCUCCCUGGCUCCUGGCUGUAGAGUCACAUCAUGCUGGAGCUUCUUAUGUGUCCCUAACCAAACUAAACCAUGGAUUUGCCAACAACAGUUCCCAUAGAAAUUAGGUUCGAACGUUCAAGAAAAAAACUUAAAAAUAAACCGUCUGGAGUACACUGAUACACAAGAAAAUUAACACUGCCCUUAAUACUACUUUCUCAACAAUACUUCUAUAUGUACAGUAGUAUAUAUAUAUGUGUACUGGGUACUAGAUACCGAGUACAUACGGACCUUUGCUGAAGUGUAUUCGGGAGUAUUAUUACACACUCGUAAUGGCUAGAAGCAUGAUGCAAGCAUGUCAGAUGUUAAAUGCAUUUUAGAAAUUAGAUCUUGUAACUUUAUCCUGAUACAUUUGAGAAUUAUUAAACUCACUGCCCAAGCAUAUUCCGCCCCCUGUAUAAUUACAUAUAUUCAUGAUUAGGGUUUGAUUUGACCCUGUCAUCAGUUUAAACCAGUUUUUAUAAUAGCUCAAGGGAGUAAAAUCCCUGAUGGUCGAUAAAUUAAACUUUGCAAAAUCAGCAAAUUCAAACCAUCGUCAUUAACAGGAUCAUUUUUCGAACUAUUCGUAUUUUAUCUCAAACUUGGUCUCAAAAAAUCCAUGUUCAUUCAGGAUUAAAAUUAUUUUAUAUGCAUUGCAUGUGGAAAAUCCUUAAAACUCCAUGUAUCGAAAUAUCCUGGUAUGUUUAUGUGCCUAAGAAAUUAAUCUAAAGAAGAUAUUUGUUUCUGUACGUUUCGAAACUGUUCUGUUAUUUUGUUUCCUUCCCUUUACAAAUGAAAGUUUCAUUAGCGGAUCAACCUUAUCAAACCUUUAUCUCUCGUCACGGCUAGCUGCCAUAGGCACGAUUCUUUAAAACUUGUGUAAUCGUAUGCUUUGCUCGCUUUUCUUGGAGAAUAUGGGACCGGAUUGAGAUCCAGAAAUCUUUCGUAAAAAAGAAUCGCGAUGAAAUUGUACUUUUAUUGUUUUAAGAAAUCGUCCGAUCAGCCAGUCUGUUUUAUUUGAUGUAGAGCAGAAAAUUAUUGAUUUGUUAUUUUAAUAAUUGUCUGUUAAGUUUCUAGAUAAAUAAUAAUAAAUGUCGAGAUAAAACAA
This is a messenger RNA of Eurytemora carolleeae, 3351 nucleotides long. RefSeq lists its product as uncharacterized. NCBI's taxonomy places the organism in Eukaryota, Metazoa, Arthropoda, Copepoda, Calanoida, Temoridae. The record is from RefSeq and is a predicted model, not a curated record. The transcript is spliced from 3 exons. Bases 25 to 1935 code for a protein of 636 amino acids.